CGUAUGCUUCACAGUGAGCGGCGUGUCAGUGAGGAAGGUGAUAAGAGUGGCUUCUUCUGCACACAUAACUAUAACUAAUAGCAAUGUGGCGCAAGCUGUUUACCUCCGUCCCUGCUUUCAUAGCCCCGAAAGUGCCCUGUCGGAGCUUUAAAAUCAGCAGCAGGGCAGCUGAAAAGGACUUCUUUAAAGAUCUGGACGCUCAGCUCAAGGCGUUUUGGGACAAAGCGUCCAAAGCGUUGCCCGGCAAUGACUGGAGCCCGAUUGAGUUGACCCCAGGCCUGCCUCCAGAGAGGGCUGAUGUGGUGAUUGUAGGAGGGGGAGUUGUAGGAUGGUCCAUCGCAUACUGGCUAAAGAUGAAGGCGCGAUCAAGGGAUGGUCUGAGGGUGCUGGUGGUGGAGAAAGACUCUACUUAUUCCCAGGCGUCGACUGUGCUGUCAUGUGGUGGAAUUCGGCAGCAGUUCUCUUUGAAAGAAAACAUCCAGCUGUCACUGUUUUCUGCUCAUUUCAUGAAGAACAUUAAUAAUUAUCUCGGUGUUAUAAACGAAGACCCCGUUGAUCUGCAGUUUAAUCAUUCCGGAUAUCUCUUCCUCGCCAGUGAAAAAUCAGCUCAUAUUAUGGAGGAAAACUACAAUACUCAAAGAUGCUUGGGUGCAAAGGUCGCCCUCCUCUCACCGUCCCAGCUGAAGGAGCGAUUCCCCUGGAUGAACACAGAGGGGGUCGCUCUGGCUUCUCUUGGACUGGAGAACGAGGGCUGGUUUGACCCCUGGUCUCUUCUGAACGCUUUCAGACGUAAAGCCGUGUCUAUGGGUGUCUAUGAGUGCUUUGGAGAGGUCACAGCAUUUAAAUGCGCUGCAGAUUUGGCCAUAACCCCAGAUGGAGAUGUUGUUAAUAUCAAAAGGAUAAAAUAUGUUAAUGUGCAGAUGCCCAACAGUCUGGAGUAUCAGCCCGUGGAGUGUACCAUUGUGAUAAAUGCAGCAGGUGCAAACUCAGGAAAGAUCGCCUCCAUGCUAGGCAUCGGAUUAGACCCAAAAGAGUCCGUGUUUAAUGCUGCGCUACCUGUGGAGCCUAGAAAGAGGUUUGUUUAUGUGGUUCAUUGUCCAGAUGGACCAGGGCUGGACACUCCAUUUCUGAUUGACUACACAGGGGUUUACUGUAGACGAGAGGGACUGGGAGGAAAUUACAUCACAGGAAUGUCGCCAGAAGAGACAGAAGAACCAGAUAUCAGUAACCUUGAUGUGGACCACGAGUUCUUUCAAGAGAAGGUCUGGCAUCGUCUGGCCCACCGUGUUCCUGCAUUCGAGCAACUGAAGGUUUCGAGUGCGUGGGCUGGCUUUUACGACUACAACACUUUCGAUCAGAACGGCAUUGUUGGACUGCACCCUCUUGUGAACAACAUGUACUUUGCCACAGGCUUCAGCGGUCACGGCCUGCAGCAGUCUCCUGCUGUCGGACUCGCCGUGGCUGAGCUUAUUCUGGACGGAAGCUAUAAGACCAUCGACCUCCGAGCUUUUGACCUCAAACGGAUCCUCCUGCAGGAGCCCAUAAUGGAGAGUAACAUUGUGUGAGGAGCACAAAAACAUACAGGGAAAUGAUGUAUGCGUCCUCGAACGGAUGCACUUGACAUCGUAGUUCAGACUGGACACAGAGUUCAGUUUGGAAACAAAACGUGCUCAGAUUAUUAAGACAUGAAAGACAAAAGUGAUCAGUGCUGCUGGAUUCAACAAAACAUACUGUGCAAGAUCAGGAAAUUAUGGUACAGAUCAGGAAAUUCAGAUGUUUUGUUUAUUUGUAAUUGCAUAUAUUUAAGUAUGCUUAUCAAACGGAUCAUGAUAUACAGUAUAUAUACUAUUUUUUAUUAUUAUUAUUAUUAUUUUUAAGUGUUUUUCUAGAUCGUCACAUUCAUACUGUUUCAGAAAUGAAUACCAAAAAUAAACAUAAACUUUAAAAGUUUGUUUCUAAAUCAGA
Messenger RNA from Puntigrus tetrazona (Sumatra barb), 1965 nucleotides. RefSeq names its product FAD-dependent oxidoreductase domain containing 1 (gene foxred1). Gene Ontology annotation, molecular function: oxidoreductase activity. Bases 84 to 1565 code for a protein of 493 amino acids. Gene Ontology annotation, cellular component: cytoplasm. The record is from RefSeq and is a predicted model, not a curated record. The transcript has 11 exons. Lineage: Eukaryota; Metazoa; Chordata; Actinopteri; Cypriniformes; Cyprinidae.